UAUUCUUCAUAGUGCACAGUCCUGGGACACCAGCAGCUGGAGUCACACUACAAAGUGUUAAACAUGCAGAAGUGAUAGACUAUACAGCCUAUCACGGGGGGUUCUUGAAUGCAGCAGCACAUGAUAUAGACGACUCUUGGCAUGGACCACGUCAACUUUAUGACUACUUUAUUAUUACUGAACUCUGUUCUAGAGCCUUGGAGCUGUACAUAGGAAUGACCGGUCUCCCAAGACUACAACGGGGCUGUAUAUAUAGUUAGAUACAUAAUAGCAUAGUAAAUGCGUCAUUGGAUGUAGAAGGAUCCACUCAGGUACCGUACACUAUCCUCACUCCGGACUACGAAGACUUUAUUAACAUGCAGCAGCUCCAGCCAUCUCUGGACACUCUCCAUACUUUGAUGCUACUGCUACCCCUGCUGGCCACUAUGGGUCAAUGUGAUGAUCACUAUCUAAGCCAGGUGUUGUUUUGUCAGCCCAGCGAGCCAUCAUCGGGGCUUCUGAAGAUGUUCGAUGGCGACCAGAUGUUCGGUUACAACUUCAGUGAUAACUCCGUCUUGUCUUGGAUAAAAGACUUUGACAAGUGGCGUGACUCGGCUUUCCCUAACCCCUCAAAUAUAUCCUUCCAUGUGAAUCUAUGUAACCGGUUUAGAGAAGACUUGACCGAAGCGCUUGUAGAUAUCACUCCUGAAGCCAGAGGUGGUGCACAGGUGACUGUUUUUACCGCACACCCUCUCAGACUGGGCAUGCAGAACACGUUGAUCUGCGUUAUUAAUGACGUCUAUCCUCCCGCUCUGACCAUCACCUGGAGGAAGAAUGCAGAUGUUUUGACAACAGGGUUGAACUCGUAUAAGUAUUUUGCGAUGGAGGAUCUGUCCUUCCAGGCCUUCUCCUACCUCAAUGUCACUCCCUACCACAGUGAUGUCUUCUCGUGUGAAGUGCAAGUGUCAGGCGAUAACAGAACCAUUAUAGGGUACUGGAGCAACCUGUCAUGUAUGUAGGACAUAUAGGAUACUUCGUUCCGUGAUGCUUCAUGUCCUCGCCCACUCUGCACGGCUUGUGAGUGUCAGUGAAGCAGUGAAAUGCCGAGUAUUCAUAUCACCCAUGGUCAAGCAACAUUUCACAAGCAGCCGGGAAAUGAAGAAGUUAAGAAGAGCACUUGUUAUUACUUGUUCAUUAUGGUAGAUCUAACAAUCUUAGUGGAUACGAGGAAGGAUGGUUAUGCUGCAUUCACAAAAAGGAGCUCAGAUUUACCAAGCAAGGAAAUUACUUUGGCUUUACCAUUUUAGUGACAAUAGCCCUGUGAUUGGGCGGGGAUGAAAACCCAGUAGACGAGGUGUAUAAGGCCAGGAUUCCACUGAGGUUUUUUUCUCACCAGCAAAAACGCCAUAAAAACUGCCACAGCUUUUUCCUGCGUUUUGGC
Messenger RNA from Hyla sarda, 1420 nucleotides. RefSeq names its product class II histocompatibility antigen, M alpha chain. Gene Ontology annotation, cellular component: MHC class II protein complex; membrane. The coding region runs from base 357 to 998 and encodes 213 amino acids. Gene Ontology annotation, biological process: immune response; immunoglobulin production involved in immunoglobulin-mediated immune response; antigen processing and presentation of exogenous peptide antigen via MHC class II. Gene Ontology annotation, molecular function: MHC class II protein complex binding. Lineage: Eukaryota; Metazoa; Chordata; Amphibia; Anura; Hylidae. The record is from RefSeq and is a predicted model, not a curated record. The transcript has 4 exons.